Molecule: messenger RNA, 1951 nt
Organism: Trifolium pratense (red clover)
Lineage: Eukaryota; Viridiplantae; Streptophyta; Magnoliopsida; Fabales; Fabaceae
Product: 7-dehydrocholesterol reductase
Exons: 13
Coding region: 432-1745 (437 amino acids)
Biological process (GO): sterol biosynthetic process; brassinosteroid biosynthetic process
Cellular component (GO): endoplasmic reticulum membrane
Molecular function (GO): oxidoreductase activity, acting on the CH-CH group of donors, NAD or NADP as acceptor
Source: RefSeq, a predicted model, not a curated record
AAAUUAUACGAGCACAAGGGAUGUCAGCGGAGCAAUCAUUGAGCAUAUGAUAUUUUUUUCACUCUCAUCCCCACCAUCCAAAGUAUUUCUCAUUCCUCGGAAGGAUUCUUUCCCCAUUCCCACCCGUAGCACAGUUCCAGAGAGAUCGAUAAAUAUUAAAUUUCUAUUAUUUUCAAUCAAACUUAUCGUAACAAAUAAAGAGGUUUACUUUUGUCAAUGUAUUUGUUCUGCGCACAUCGUACGAAAUUACCAAUAUACUCUCCUCCACAUAAAUUUAUAAAAGUGAAAAUUUUGAGAAAAGUGAAAAUAUUUGAGAAAAAACAUCCCGACAGAAUUUCUCAUUUUUAAAUCACUGCAUCAGAGAUUCUACAUCACUGCUGCAACACUAAACAAAGUCAAGAAGAAGAAGAAGAAGAAGAAGAAGAUCGAAGAUGGUGGAAUCAAAGAACAGCGACACCGUACAUUCACCGAUCGUCACCUAUGCCUCCAUGUUAUCUCUCCUCACACUCUGUCCUCCUUUCGUAAUUCUACUAUGGUAUACAAUGACUGCGGCGGAUGGAUCAGUUUUCAACACUUUCGACUACUUGAACAAUAACGGUUUACAAGGUUUUCUUAAUCUAUGGCCUAAGCCAACUCUUCUUGCUUGCAAAAUUAUCGCUGUUUACGCUGCAUUUGAAGCCGCACUUCAGCUUCUUCUUCCCGGUCCAACUGUCUACGGCCCUAUUUCUCCCGCCGGCAAUCGACCCGUCUACAAGGCAAAUGGUGUUGCUGCUUAUUUAGUUACCUUGCUUACUUAUGUUGCUCUUUGGUGGUUUGGGAUAUUCAACCCGACAAUCGUUUAUGAUCAUUUGGGGGAGAUAUAUUCAACGCUCAUCUUUGGGAGCCUUAUCUUUUGUAUUUUCUUAUACAUAAAAGGUCAUCUGGCACCAUCUUCUACCGAUUCUGGCUCAUCUGGCAACAUAAUCAUUGAUUUUUACUGGGGUAUGGAGCUCUAUCCACGCAUUGGAAAAUAUUUUGACAUAAAAGUUUUCACAAACUGCAGAUUUGGAAUGAUGUCGUGGGCUGUUCUUGCUCUUACCUAUUGCAUAAAGCAGUAUGAAGAAAAUGGGAAAGUAGCCGACUCAAUGCUUGUAAAUACUACAUUAAUGCUGGUGUAUGUUACCAAGUUUUUCUGGUGGGAAGCUGGAUACUGGAACACAAUGGAUAUUGCACAUGAUCGAGCUGGAUUUUAUAUUUGCUGGGGCUGUUUGGUUUGGGUUCCAUCUAUCUAUACAUCUCCUGGAAUGUACCUUGUCAACCAUCCAGUAAACCUUGGUACCCAGCUAGCACUCUUUAUUUUAGUGGCGGGCAUUCUGUGCAUAUACAUCAACUAUGACUGUGACAGGCAAAGACAAGAGUUUCGUAGGACAAAUGGAAAAGGCUUGGUCUGGGGAAAAGCUCCAUCAAAGAUAGAGGCCUCAUAUACUACUACUUCUGGGGAAACAAAAAGAAGCCUUCUUUUAACAUCUGGAUGGUGGGGAUUAGCCCGUCAUUUUCAUUAUGUCCCUGAAAUACUAGCUGCUUUCUUCUGGACAGUCCCGGCUCUUUUCAAUCAUUUUCUGCCUUACUUCUACGUGAUAUUUCUUACGAUCCUUCUUUUCGAUCGAGCAAAAAGGGACGAUGAUCGAUGCAGAACCAAGUAUGGCAAGUACUGGAAACUCUAUUGCGACAGGGUUCCUUACAGAAUCAUUCCAGGAAUAUAUUGAAGAGUGAUCAUUGAUGAUGACUUGCUGGAACUUCCCUUUGGAGCCAUGUUUACCUUUGUUGUUUGCUUCCUUGGAUUGGUGUACUUUAGAUGUAAUUGUAGACUAUAGCUGUAAGAAACAAUUCACUAAUUAUUGAAUUCUAUUUUGUAAGACAUAGACUUGGUUCUAGAGCUGUUUAUCAAUAAUGUCAAACGACUUUCUGGCUG